UCUCUUCCAAGCCAGCUAUACAGUUAGUUGAUUUUACACUACCACUCAUAAUUUUCCACUUCCACCAUUAAAACCUCACACCGUUACUCACGAGAAACAAACUUUCCGUUACUAUAAAACUCAUCAAAACGUUCUUCUUCCAUUCUUCUCCAUUUCCCAAUGAAGAUUUCCACAUUUUCUAUCAUUCUUCUCUGUUUCUUUCAAUCUACACGAGCCAUCUUAGAUCCUAUUGAUUUCUUAGCACUUCAAUCUAUUCGAAGAUCGCUUCACGAUGUUCCUGGUUCCAAAUUCUUCUCAUCAUGGGACUUCACCGAUGAUCCCUGCAACUUCGCCGGCGUUUACUGCGCCACCGAUAAAGUCAUUGCACUCAGUCUAGGAGAAUCUAGAGCCGGUUCACCUGGCCUCACAGGAAAAAUCGACACCGCCAUCGGAAAACUCUCGUCUCUCGUAGAUUUAACCGUUUCUCCGGGGAGAAUUUACGGUCAUCUCCCUCAGUCCAUUUCACAGUUGAAGAAUCUCAGGUUUCUCGGUAUUAGUCGGAAUUUCAUCUCCGGUGAGAUUCCGGCAGGGCUUGGUCAACUUCGUAAUGUCCGAACUAUUGAUCUAAGUUACAAUCAGCUCGCCGGAACUAUUCCUCCGUCAAUCGGAAAAUUGCCGGAGUUAAAGAACCUUAUUCUCCGUCAUAACCGUCUCGCUGGUUCAGUUCCAUCAUUCGCAUCGGCUCGAAACCUAAACCGGCUCGAUCUAAAGCAUAACACACUCACCGGUUCGCUUGCUCCUGAUUCUCUCCCAUCUUCACUACAAUACCUCACUCUCUCAUGGAACCAACUCACCGGACCAGUGGAUCGGGUUUUAUACCGUUUAAACCGGUUAAACUAUCUCGAUCUAAGUUUAAACCGGUUCACCGGUUCAAUCCCGGCUCAACUCUUCUCAUUCCCUUUAACAAACCUACAAUUAGAAAGAAACCAAUUAUGCGGUCCGGUUGAACCGUUCAACGAAGUUACAAUCCAAACCGUUGAUCUAAGCUUCAACAAAUUCUCAGGUGGAAUAUCACCUUUAUUAGCAACGGUGCAAAAUUUAUAUCUAAACAACAACGCUUUCACCGGUGAAGUUCCCGGUAGCUUUGUGGAACGGUUAUUAGCGGCGCAUAUUCAAAUAUUAUAUUUGCAGCAUAAUUAUCUCACCGGAAUCGUGAUUAAUCCAACGGCAGAGAUUCCGUUGAGUAGUUCUCUUUGUUUGCAGUAUAAUUGCAUGGUUCCUCCUGUUCAGAUGACAUGUCCUUCCAAAGCAGGUUACCAGAAAAUCAGACCUGCUAAGGAGUGUAACAAAUACCAUUGAAAAUCUCAUACCAUAUAUCAUAUUAUAUUAUAUAGUUACGUAA
Medicago truncatula (barrel medic) is the source of this 1381-nucleotide messenger RNA. RefSeq names its product receptor-like protein 31. NCBI's taxonomy places the organism in Eukaryota, Viridiplantae, Streptophyta, Magnoliopsida, Fabales, Fabaceae. The coding region runs from base 160 to 1338 and encodes 392 amino acids. The record is from RefSeq and is a predicted model, not a curated record. Gene Ontology annotation, molecular function: protein binding. The transcript has a single exon.